CGUCUCUAAUCAAAUCGCUCUCUACACUCAAACAUUUUUCGAAGCAAAAAAAAAUAAGGCCCUCGAAAGCAUAUUGCAACAAUACACAAUUCAUUCCAAUUAGCACACAUUUUCGCUACACAACAGACAACAAAAACACACAACAACAGAUAAACUGGCAUUGCUUAUGCAUUUUGGACAUUUGGCUCUCAAAUGAUGAAAAUGUGUUUCGCAUGCUCGUUAUAGACUAAGAGCAUAAGCAUGCAGUUAUCAUUUUAUCACAUAUGACACAACACAGCAGCAGCAGCAACAACUGCAACAACAACAAUAAAAGCCCACUUCAUCGAAAUAACCAGACACAAGUGCAAAAAGCCAAUUGAGAAGAGAGGUCGAGAUACAUAUACAGAUAGAAAGUGUCGGUGUCCACACUGACUCCAUACACAACAAGCAAGAGAAAGAAAUUGAUUGUCAAAUUCAAAGACUUUAUUCAUCAUGGCUGAUCCGAACCGGAUUGUUUUGAAUUUUCACAAUACAUUGUUGCGUGAGAGUGAUGUAAAUUUACUGAUGGGUCCACACUGGCUAAACGAUCAAAUCAUCUCAUUUUAUUUGGAAUAUUUGGAGAAGAAUGUGUUUCAGAAUGCGCGCGGUUUGCUGUUUAUAUCGCCGGAAGUGGUGCAAUGCUUAAAAUUUGUGACACGCCAAGAGAUGAGCAUCUUCCUUGAGCCAUUGAAUGCCAACGGGAAAUCGUUCAUAUUUUUACCAUUGAACGAUAACAACGAGGUAAAAGCGGGCGGUAAUCAUUGGAGCCUUUUGGUAUUUUCACGGCCUGAAUCAACAUUUUACUACUACGAUUCGUUAAGCAGUGGCACAUCAUUGCGAUCACUACGGCCAUUUUUAUUGGAGUUGGCCGCCGCAAUCGAUUGUCCCGAGUUCGAUGUGCGGCAGGGCGAUUGUGUCAAACAAAAUAACAGCUAUGAUUGUGGCAUUCAUGUGGUGUGCAACGUUGAAUGUUUGGCACGACGUGCUUUCAAAUACAAUUCCCUCGAUGAUGACGACACAACCGUAUCAACGGAUGAAGACCCCACGAAAAUGACCACACAGAAAAUUCGGCAAAAACGACAAGAAAUUCUCAAUAUUAUUCAAAAGCUCGGCGGCAAAUUGUAAAUAUCCACACAGGAACAACAACAACAAAA
Sitodiplosis mosellana (orange wheat blossom midge) is the source of this 1172-nucleotide messenger RNA. It is a transcript of the gene Den1, whose product is annotated as sentrin-specific protease 8. Gene Ontology annotation, biological process: proteolysis. Bases 472 to 1143 code for a protein of 223 amino acids. The record is from RefSeq and is a predicted model, not a curated record. The transcript has 2 exons. Gene Ontology annotation, molecular function: cysteine-type peptidase activity; deNEDDylase activity. Lineage: Eukaryota; Metazoa; Arthropoda; Insecta; Diptera; Cecidomyiidae.